AUGCAUGCUGACUACCAAGCUCCUCCAAUGACUGCCUUUGCACCGGGCAGACUUCAACAAAAAAGACCUGAACCAAGUAGCAGAGACAUUUUCUAUCCAUAUCCAACUUCGGUCAAGGAGUCCACUGCACAUCAGGACUACCAAGCGCCCGCUAUGGAGGAUGUGAGGGUCACAGCAGCAAGCCAGAAAGCUGACGAUUCAUUCAAGUUGUUGCCUGCCCGCUUUGAGGGUGAAUCCACAACGCAUGUGGACUACACUGCUCCUCCAGCCCCUUCCCUUGCAGCAAGGAGAGUUCCAGACAAACCCGAAGAAACACAACAACUUCUUCGCCCUGAUGCACCCGAACCCAGCCAGUCCACCACACAUCAUGAUUAUCGACCUCCACCCUUGGACCAGUUGAGGCAAGCUCCAUUUGUGGAGCAAACCCGGCAAUCAUAUGAGCAAGUUUGCUUCGAAGGCCAAUCCACCACUCAUGCAGAUUAUCCAGCACCUCCACAAGAUGCGCUGAGAGAUUCCUAUGCAAACCAUGCUCAUCCCAGCCAAGCUCCUGGUUUUCCAAAUGCAAUUCUGGGAGGAAGCAGAUUUGAAGGUGAGUCCAGUGCACAGCGAGAUUACCAAGCACCACCUUUGGAAGCGUUACGCCAGAUGUUGCAAAGCCGUGAUGUCCAGCCAGCAGCUGCGCAACCACCAGCGCGAUUUGAUGGUCAGUCCAGCAUGCAUGCUGACUACCAAGCUCCUCCAAUGACUGCCUUUGCACCGGGCAGACUUCAACAAAAAAGACCUGAACCAAGUAGCAGAGACAUUUUCUAUCCAUAUCCAACUUCGGUCAAGGAGUCCACUGCACAUCAGGACUACCAAGCGCCCGCUAUGGAGGAUGUGAGGGUCACAGCAGCAAGCCAGAAAGCUGACGAUUCAUUCAAGUUGUUGCCUGCCCGCUUUGAGGGUGAAUCCACAACGCAUGUGGACUACACUGCUCCUCCAGCCCCUUCCCUUGCAGCAAGGAGAGUUCCAGACAAACCCGAAGAAACACAACAACUUCUUCGCCCUGAUGCACCCGAACCCAGCCAGUCCACCACACAUCAUGAUUAUCGACCUCCACCCUUGGACCAGUUGAGGCAAGCUCCAUUUGUGGAGCAAACCCGGCAAUCAUAUGAGCAAGUUUGCUUCGAAGGCCAAUCCACCACUCAUGCAGAUUAUCCAGCACCUCCACAAGAUGCGCUGAGAGAUUCCUAUGCAAACCAUGCUCAUCCCAGCCAAGCUCCUGGUUUUCCAAAUGCAAUUCUGGGAGGAAGCAGAUUUGAAGGUGAGUCCAGUGCACAGCGAGAUUACCAAGCACCACCUUUGGAAGCGUUACGCCAGAUGUUGCAAAGCCGUGAUGUCCAGCCAGAAGCUGCGCAACCACCAGCGCGAUUUGAUGGUCAGUCCAGCAUGCAUGCUGACUACCAAGCUCCCCCACUGGAAGGCUUACGAAGAUGGCUGCGAGGUUGUGGAUUGAGACCGGAAGAGACGGCCGCACACUCCAAACAGGACCAGGGCACCAAAACAACAAUCCAACAGACAGCUCGCUUUGAGGGUCAGUCCACUAUGCACCAGGAUUUCCAAGCGCCACCACCAGUGAUCUUGAACCAGCCCCAGCCAGCUGCAGCAACAACAGGAGUGAGUCCAAUCCGGUUUGAAGGUGAGUCAUCCAUGAAGGCUCACUACCAAGCCCCAUCUGAGGAAGCGUUGAUAGCAGCGACAGGUGGCAUAAGGCAGCAGCAGCCAGACAUCAAAGUUGAGGAAGCAAAAGUGGCUUUUGAGGGACAGUCCACGAUGCGCCAUGAUUACCAAGCACUCCCUGUGGAGAAGCUGCUUCAGUUUUUAGGGCCACCAGCUUGUGAUGAAAUGGCUCCGCCAAUUCCUUUUGAGGGAGAAUCAUCCAUGAAGGCUCACUUUGUGGCUCCUUCAACCGAGGCAGUGCUAGCUGCAAGCAGCGCAAGUCUGAGACAUGCAGACUUACAGGCUUCAAGCCAGCCGACAGCUCGCUUUGAGGGUCAGUCCACUAUGCACCAGGAUUUCCAAGCGCCACCACCAGUGGCCUUGAACCAGCCCCAGCCAGCUGCAGCAACAACAGCAGUGAGUCCAAUCCGGUUUGAAGGUGAGUCAUCCAUGAAGGCUCACUAUCAAGCCCCAUCUGAGGAAGCGUUGAUAGAUGCGACAGGUGGCAUAAGGCAGCAGCAGCCAGACAUCAAAGUUGAGGAAGCAAAAGUUGCUUUUGAGGGACAGUCCACGAUGCGCCAUGAUUACCAAGCACCCCCUUUGGAGAAGCUGCUUCAGUUCUUAGGGCAACCAGCUUGUGAUGAAAUGGCUCCGCCAAUUCCUUUUGAGGGAGAAUCAUCCAUGAAGGCUCACUAUGCGGCUCCUUCAACCGAGGCAGUGCUAGCUGCAAGCAGCGCAAGUCUGAGACAUGCAGACUUGCAGGUUUCAAGCCAGCAGACAGCUCGCUUUGAGGGUCAGUCUACUAUGCACCAGGAUUUCCAAACGCCACCACCAGUGGCCUUGAACCAGCCCCAGCCAGCUGCAGCAACAACAGAAGUGAGUCCAAUCCGGUUUGAAGGUGAGUCAUCCAUGAAGGCUCACUACCAAGCCCCAUCUGAGGAAGCGUUGAUAGCAGCGACAGGUGGCAUAAGGCAGCAGCAGCCAGACAUCAAAGUUGAGGAAGCAAAAGUGGCUUUUGAGGGACAGUCCACGAUGCGCCAUGAUUACCAAGCACUCCCUGUGGAGAAGCUGUUUCAGUUCUUAGGGCCACCAGCUUGUGAUGAAAUGGCUCCGCCAAUUCCUUUUGAGGGAGAAUCAUCCAUGAAGGCUCACUAUGCGGCUCCUUCAACCGAGGCAGUGCUAGCUGCAAGCAGCGCAAGUCUGAGACAUGCAGUCUUACAGGCUGCAAGCCAGCAGACAGCUCGCUUUGAGGGUCAGUCCACUAUGCACCAGGAUUUCCAAGCGCCACCACCAGUGGCCUUGAACCAGCCCCAGCCAGCUGCAGCAACAACAGAAGUGAGUCCAAUCCGGUUUGAAGGUGAGUCAUCCAUGAAGGCUCACUAUCAAGCCCCAUCUGAGGAAGCGUUGAUAGCAGCGACAGGUGGCAAAAGGCAGCAACAGCCAGACAUCAAAGUUGAGGAAGCAAAAGUGGCUUUUGAGGGACAGUCCACGAUGCGCCAUGAUUACCAAGCACCCCCUUUGGAGAAGCUGCUUCAGUUCUUAGGGCAACCAGCUUGUGAUGAAAUGGCUCCGCCAAUUCCUUUUGAGGGAGAAUCAUCCAUGAAGGCUCACUAUGCGGCUCCUUCAACGGAGGCAGUGCUAGCUGCAAGCAGCGCAAGUCUGAGACAUGCAGACUUGCAGGCUUCAAGCCAGCAGACAGCUCGCUUUGAGGGUCAGUCUACUAUGCACCAGGAUUUCCAAACGCCACCAUCAGUGGCCUUGAACCAGCCCCAGCCAGCUGCAGCAACAACAGCAGUGAGUCCAAUCCGGUUUGAAGGUGAGUCAUCCAUGAAGGCUCACUACCAAGCCCCAUCUGAGGAAGCGUUGAUAGCAGCGACAGGUGGCAUAAGGCAGCAGCAGCCAGACAUCAAAGUUGAGGAAGCAAAAGUUGCUUUGGAAGGACAGUCCACGAUGCGCCAUGAUUACCAAGCACCCCCUUUGGAGAAGCUGUUUCAGUUCUUAGGGCGACCAGUUUGUGAUGAAAUGGCUCCGCCAAUUCCUUUCGAGGGAGAAUCAUCCAUGAAGGCUCACUAUGCGGCUCCUUCAACGGAGGCAGUGCUAGCUGCCAGCAGCGCAAGUCUGAGACAUGCAGACUCACAGGCUGCAAGUCAGCAGACAGCUCGCUUUGAGGGUCAGUCCACUACGCACCAGGAUUUCCAAACAACAUGCGUAGGGCUAGAGCCAAACCCUAGUGGAUCACCACCUGCACUGGCGCUUGCUCAUUUUGAAGGAGGGUCAACAGCACAUCAUGACUACGGAGUGCCACCAUUGGAGGACUUGCGGCAAUUGAUUUCAGGCACAAGUUCUGGGAGUCGUGAAAGGAAGCUUCCACAAACAACUUUUGAAGGAGAGUCGUCUAUGAGAGCUCACUACCGUGCUCCAUCAGCAGAUGCACUAAAAGAAGCAAGUCGAAGUCCGUACCAAGGGCGAAGAAGCAGUUCAGCACAUGCAGAUAGGUCUUCAGUCAAGUUUGAAGCUUCCUCGACCAGUCGCAUGGACUACAGGGCACCACCACUGGAAUUUUGGCAGCGUGAGCGGCUAGACAAAGAUGCAACUGCGAGUGGGCCACCUGCACCAGUCACUGGUCCCUUCGAAGGGGAGUCGUCCAUGAAGGCACACUAUCAAGCACCGCCACCGGAGUCUUUGAGGAUUACACCUCCGGUUGAGCCAUUUUCGAGAGAGCCUGCAACAGCAUUUGCUCGUUUUGAAGGAGGGUCAACGGCACAUCAUGACUACGGAGUGCCACCAUUGGAGGACUUGCGGCAAUUGAUUUCAGGCACAAGUUCUGGGAGUCGUGAAAGGAAGCUUCCACAAACAACUUUUGAAGGAGAGUCGUCUAUGAGAGCUCACUACCGUGCUCCAUCAGCAGAUGCACUAAAAGAAGCAAGUCGAAGUCCGUACCAAGGGCGAAGAAGCAGUUCAGCACAUGCAGAUAGGUCUUCAGUCAAGUUUGAAGCUUCCUUGACCAGUCGCAUGGACUACAGGGCACCACCACUGGAAUUUUGGCAGCGUGAGCGGCUAGACAAAGAUGCAACUGCGAGUGGGCCACCUGCACCAGUCACUGGUCCCUUCGAAGAGGAGUCGUCCAUGAAGGCACACUAUCAAGCACCGCCACCGGAGUCUUUGAGGAUUACACCUCCGGUUGAGCCAUUUUCGAGAGAGCCUGCAACAGCAUUUGCUCGUUUUGAAGGAGGGUCAACGGCACAUCAUGACUACGGAGUGCCACCAUUGGAGGACUUGCGGCAAUUGAUUUCAGGCACAAGUUCUGGGAGUCGUGAAAGGAAGCUUCCACAAACAACUUUUGAAGGAGAGUCGUCUAUGAGAGCUCACUACCGUGCUCCAUCAGCAGAUGCACUAAAAGAAGCAAGUCGAAGUCCGUACCAAGGGCGAAGAAGCAGUUCAGCACAUGCAGAUAGGUCUUCAGUCAAGUUUGAAGCUUCCUCGACCAGUCGCAUGGACUACAGGGCACCACCACUGGAAUUUUGGCAGCGUGAGCGGCUAGACAAAGAUGCAACUGCGAGUGGGCCACCUGCACCAGUCACUGGUCCCUUCGAAGGGGAGUCGUCCAGGAAGGCAUGGUGCAAUGGUGCACCCUUUUCUGGCUCAGGUCCAUUUGAUUGCAUUGAUCCCUUGUGGCGGUCCGAGCAUUCACGGCCAGAGAUGUCAGAGUCUUCGAAGGUUGAUGCUGAGACGGAGCAGUUUUCCAUGAGACAUUUUCCUGCUUGGGCCGUUGUCCCUAGAUCUUUCAGGGAGGCUGAGGAAGCCAGCCAAAUGCCUCAGAUGUCACAACCGCCACAAGGGCAGACCGUGGACACUGCAGAUAGGUUUGGAGAGGUUGCAGGCAAUCAUGCUUCGGAUGAGUACGAUGUUGGCCCAAGUGCGGAAGGGCCGAAGGCAAGCCGGUACCAGCCUCGUCAAGCUAGGCAGGAGAAGCAAGUUGGAACGUUGGAUGCUCAGUUUUCAGCCCACAAGUACUGGCUUCGAGAUGGAAUCGCAGAAACCACAGACCUGACAUCAGACGACAUCACAGGUCGCCCAUCUUCGGCUCAGCCAGCUGCGCGAAAGCAAGCUGCACCGCGGCCAGGCAGCUUCCGCUUUCGCUAUACCCUCCAAAACUGCCUUAUCUUCAUGCACGAUGGGUGCAUAGAGUUGAGACGUGGCACCGAAUGCCCGUGCAUAUCCGGAAAGCCAGCCAGCCUGAGUGGACUCCCCUCGCAGGAGCACAAUUGCCAAAGUCAGCAGCGAGGUUCACAUGUGCAGAUCCUUAGAACUCCACCAAAGCAUUUGGCAGAGGAUGCUACGAAAAGCUCCAGCCCAGGGGAGGAUGGCAUGUCCAGCGUGUCAGAGGCACCACAGGCUGCACCAGCAGCCACAUCUGUCAGUGGAGCAGCUGGAUUGCCGUCCAGUGUAGUGGGAAGACCAAUGAGGCGACGAUCCUUGAAACAGGUCCAGGCAGCUGGUUCAGGAGAGAAGGUGCAGCACAGCAACGUACCAAGGAUGGAAGAUCCUACCCCUCAGCAGACGGCAAGUGUCUGGGCCCAAUCCAACACUAAAGUGGAGCCAGAGAUCUCCACAACAAAGCGAGACUACAAAGCGCCACCACAAGAAGCCUUCGAGCAGGUCUCACAAACUGGGUUGGGGCCAAAGACUCGUGCACCUACAGUGGUGGGCAAGGGCAACAGUGAAAGAUAUGGGCACUGGAAUGUUGAUGGACGGUUCACAGCACCCGCUGCUUCAAGCAGGGAUCAGUACACGGCUCAGCCGCCGAAAGGCAAAGGAGAACCAGGAGAAAGGGCACCUCUACGCAUAAGCCAAUGA
Messenger RNA from Cladocopium goreaui, 6555 nucleotides. The record is from the annotation of a GenBank genome assembly. NCBI's taxonomy places the organism in Eukaryota, Dinophyceae, Suessiales, Symbiodiniaceae.